AUGGACUUCAUGGGUGAGGCUGAUUGUCUGCUGUUCAACUACUUUAUGCAGGCGCUACCCAUGCAGUAUCAGUCCCGGUUGAUUUCUGACGGCAUUGCGUCGUUUGACACCGCACUGGUCGCAGUCCGCAACAUGUGUUGCGCGGCACGGCUGAACGUGAGUCAGCCUGCGCCGGUCCGGCAGGUCCAGUCUGAGAGCGACGUGCUCCGUCAGAGGGUCGAGGAGUUGGAGAAGGAAAAUGUGACAACCCAGCCGGUGACGAUUCCAAAGCGUUCAGAGGUCGGCCGGCUGGAGGUCGGUAUCGCAGAGUGUCCGCUGUCGGGCGAUCAGACCGCUGAGCGGGAUUGGCGUGAUCGGCUCGACCUGUCCGGUAGUGAUCUUUCCGACCAACAGCGUGCCGCGCUCACUUCUCUGCUCGCUCGAACCACGGAGCCUACUGGAGAUUCGUCUGGAUCAGGAGAUCCCACCGUGGUUCCAGCCGCUGAUCAGGCAGAGCCUGUACCCAGUGCGGCUGCUACAAUCAGCGGCGUCACUCGCCCGGAGCCUGGACAGACAAGUGCCUCGUCCAAGCCAACGCCUCUCACCAUGCCAGAACCAGACAGCAGCGCUGCUACAGAUGAGCCGGUCUCUCUGCCACCUCCCUCUGUCUCUGCCAGGCAGAACAAGGACAACAAGAAGCCGGAAGGAAGCCAGCCACUGCUGCCAGCGAGUACCGAAACUGACGUGGCCCGCUCUCUCGAUUUGGACCGUCUGGCACGUGCUAUCGUCUCCCAUAUGCAUCAGCGUUCUGGUCCUGGCCAACAGACCGACACAGACGACAGUGGCAAUGAGGCGGGAGAGCACAGGGCGCCCGCUGACCCUAAACCGAAGGGCCAGAAGCAGCGUCUUGACCUGCCAUCUCGUCCCACCGGGAGAGAUCCAGUCCGCAGAAGGCGAUUCUUCCGCCCUAGACAAGAGCACCAACAGCAAGGGAAGCAGUUCCAGCGCCAGGCGACCAGCAGAGAGGCGUCAGUUCAUGGCUUUACGACCCAGCGUAACUCUCAGCCGCCGUAUCCGUGGCAGCAACGCGUAGCCGAGGCUCCUCUUCAGCAGUCUCGGCCACCACCGGCUGGUCUUCAGCCAAUGGUAUGGGGUCGUCAGUCAACGGCUCCACCGCAACCUGAAGUUGGUCAGUGGCAAGGUGCAUACAGGUACCAGCAGCCAGGAACCCCAUGGCUGGAGCCCCAGAACAACGAGCAGUUCUCUCAGCCUCCUCCUCCUCAGAUGGUGAACAUCCACCUUCAGCCAAGGCCGCAGACCAUGAGCCAGAUGUCACAGCUCUCAUCAACUCUGCAGCAGACGCAGCCAAUGCUACAGCAGCUUCAGCUGCAGCAGCAAGGUACAGUGCUCCCAUCGGUGCCGCCGCCUCAGUAUCUGCACCGGGAGCAGCAGCACUUGCUGCAGCAGCAGCAGCAACACCUCGGGAGCAGCAUCUGCAGCAGCCCCCUGCACAUGCGUCUACUGGUGAACUACAACCGCUGCGUAGUCAGCACCAGUAAGGCGGUGCCAGAAGGCGGCGGGGAGUGCAUUUUCACCGGCUCGCACGGUGUUAAACUGGAGCUGUGA
This is a messenger RNA of Amphibalanus amphitrite, 1605 nucleotides long. Its product is annotated as transcriptional regulator DEF1-like. NCBI's taxonomy places the organism in Eukaryota, Metazoa, Arthropoda, Thecostraca, Balanomorpha, Balanidae. The record is from RefSeq and is a predicted model, not a curated record. Bases 1 to 1605 code for a protein of 534 amino acids. The transcript is spliced from 6 exons.